UUCCAGGUACUAAAAGAGCCGUGUACCGAAAAUGGCAUUGAGCAAGUGAAAAAGAGACGUGCGGUACCGCAGCGAUGGCGGUGGAGCGGCAUCGGUGCUUGUGCGUCGUGGUGCUACUCAUACACACCGUCACAGGCGCUGGAGAAGGUCCGUCGCCUCUCCCUUUGCCGUCCCCGUCGCCGUCUCUAAAAUCGUACGACAACGAGUUGACUGUGACGUUUCCACCUCUGGACGACUUGUACAGCAACACGCCGGAGAAGCACUUCGGCACUGAGAACAACACGCUGGUGACAUCACAGACCGGGUCCACGGCGCUGCUGCCGUGCGUUAUUAGGAACAUAGGAGAUGGCAUUGUAUCAUGGAUAAGGAGAAAGGACUAUCACCUUUUAACAGUAGGCCUAACUACCUAUAGCUCGGACCAAAGGUUUCAAGCUAUACAUUUGCAGCAUUCUGAGGACUGGACGUUGAAAGUGCGGUUCGUCCAGAAAAGGGACGCGGGUAUCUACGAAUGCCAGGUCUCCUCCCAUCCGCCUACCAGCAUAUUUUUAAGAUUGGAAGUCGUUGAGGCGAGGGCGCAAAUUUCCGGACCCACGGAGAAGUAUCUGAAGCCUGGCUCCACCCUGAGGCUACAGUGCUCCGUGGUACAGACGACGGAGGCACCCGCAUUUGUGUUCUGGUAUCACAAUAGCAGAAUGAUAAACUAUGACGCGGAGCGAGGCAUCAACGUCACCACCAACCCGGCGGAGAGGCUGUCUGACCUGCUUAUACCAGCGGCAAGCGUGUCUCAUGCUGGCAACUAUACUUGCGUGCCGAACAACGCAGUGCCAGCUAGUAUAUACGUGCACAUAUUUAAUGGAGAAAAUCCAGCAGCCAUGCAGUCAUCAUCACCCAGCUUCACCCAUCUGAACCUCAACGGUCUUCUGCUACCAGCGCUACUCUCAUUCCACAUCACACGGUGACAGUGUUAGGCGAAAACCUCACAUAACACCUUAGACAUAAGAUCCGAACUCGUCUGGAGCGAUGCGUUUUCUAUUCCUCUUUUAUGACGCAAUAACUUUGUAUACCGACAACAGUUGUAGUACAUUUUCAGUGCAGUUGGCCCCGAGACUUUAGAGAAAGUAAUUAUAAGUAAACGUUCUCAGUGAAGUUAGUUAAGAGGGGGGGGGGGGGGGGGGGGGGUUGAAUGUGCAUCAAUAAAGUAAGUUCCACGUAGUGAACUUAAAUUGUUCGUUAAAUACUUUGACGGGGAAAUUUCGUCGUUUCGUUCUAGAAUGUGUGACUAACUAUUGUAUCUAACGCUGUCUCUUAGUGCUCAGACUCUGACACUGAAUUUUGUUAAUUUCCGAGUUAAAGCUUUGUGCAUCAAAUCGAAGGAGAUAAUGCAAAUAGGUUAUAGGGUGGCACAAAAGUAAUCACUUUAUCGGAAGAUGUUGUAUGUUUUCCAUGAACUAUGUAACGUUCGUACUCAAGACGUCUCGGACCCUUACAGGUUCCGGGUUCAAGAAAAUCUCGUCAUUCAUCAUCAUCAAUAAUAAUAAUAAUAUUUCCAACAUUCACACUAAUUAGCCUAGCCCCAAAGUAAGCACUGUAAGGCUUGUGUUAUGGGAUACUAGAGUAACGGACAGAAUACAUAUACUGUAUAUAUAUGUGUAUAGGUAUAUUUAUAAAGAAAUGCAUAAUAACAAAUAUGUACCCCCAACAUCUGCCCCCACGGGUAUUUGGACCCGGGACCUCUCGAGUCGGCGACAGUCAUGAACCAAAAUACUCGGCCACGGAGGUAAUCGUCAAUCAUUAUUUUCGAAUUAGUUUUGAACAUUUCCAAACGAUAUUGAUAAAAAAGAAAUGCAUUUUCAUUCAAUGUAACUUUCCGUCCGAAUUAAGAGAUUAAGGAAAAACGCUUUCUUUUUCGUGUGUUUCUCCGUCCUUUCCUUCUGAGGACGAAAAUCUCUUAGUAGCAAAAUUACACAUUCAUUCAUCACAAUUGGCUCUUUCGUUCAUUGAUAUUUACAACAAAAAUAAAAGAACCGCUGAACCUUUUUUUUCCUUUCUAUUUUGUGUAUUCAAUUUAAUGGUAACCUUUCUGCUAAACACCAUUCCUAUUUCUUCGCGAUAUUUAUGUGCCAUUCCAGUGGUUUGUUUAAUUUUGUGAACUGCUACAGUUAGGUAGUUGUCCGGGAAAAUAAUAGUGAAUAACGAACUUAAGGGGAGAGUAUAAAACUUUAUUAUAUCUUUGUGCCGAGCACUCUGGGUUAAUUUACUUGAACAUCGCUAACUGGUUC
Chilo suppressalis (striped riceborer) is the source of this 2279-nucleotide messenger RNA. Lineage: Eukaryota; Metazoa; Arthropoda; Insecta; Lepidoptera; Crambidae. The record is from the annotation of a GenBank genome assembly.